Molecule: messenger RNA, 5623 nt
Organism: Hippoglossus stenolepis (Pacific halibut)
Lineage: Eukaryota; Metazoa; Chordata; Actinopteri; Pleuronectiformes; Pleuronectidae
Gene: ercc6l2
Product: excision repair cross-complementation group 6-like 2
Exons: 20
Coding region: 260-5077 (1605 amino acids)
Molecular function (GO): ATP binding; ATP-dependent chromatin remodeler activity
Source: RefSeq, a predicted model, not a curated record
UUGAGCCAGUUACAGAGAAGCUGCUGAUGCUGUGAUGUGUGUGUGUGUGUGUGUGUGUGAUUUACCAGAUUAAUGGAUGUAAACAGAGGAUACAGUAUUCACGUCUCACUCAGGAUCACGUCACUCACAUGGGCUCUGUUUCACUUUCUUUCUUAAAAUGUCGCGUUUCCCUUUAAUGAGAGUUUAGCUAACAGAGCUAGCUAACGUGCUACAGUGAGUCUCACUCCUCAGGAAAAGGAGACGAGAGAGGAAACUUACCAUGAAUCCUGAGGCUUCCACUUCUACACAUGAACAAGCAACGUGGCGUGAAGGUGACACUUGUCUGGCUCCGAACCCAAAGGACGGCACUAUUCAAGAAGCGACCAUCCAGAGACUGACCUCCACCUUUCAUAGUAAUGACACAGCGUGGGUGAUAUUUGCUGACCAUAAUAAAGAUGCAGAGAAGGAGGAAGAAGAGGAGGAGGAGGAGGGGGAAGCCAUACCCGUCUCAAAACUCACAAGACCAGACUUAAGUGAAUUCACUCAGGAGAAACCAUUGUUUCCCAGCAUCGUCACAGAACCCAGGCUUUGUGUUCCGUUAGAGCUUAGCAAUGUUGAUGGAGACAGGGUCCCUUACACCAUCAACAGAUACCUGAGGGAUUACCAGAGGGAAGGUAUCAGGUUUAUUUACAACAGCUACAUCCGCUCCAGUGGAUGUAUCCUGGGGGACGACAUGGGCCUCGGAAAGACUGUGCAGGUUAUUGGUUUUCUUGCUGCUCUGCUGCACAAAACUGGCACAUGGGAGGACACGAAGAAGAACAGACCUCAGUUUCUGCAGAGUCAGAUCCCAUCCAAGCAAAGUAAACCAAACAAAGUGUUCCUCAUUGUGGCCCCGCUGUCGGUGCUUUAUAACUGGAAGGACGAGCUGGAAGCAUGGGGUCAUUUCCAGUUUGUGGUGGUGCACGGGCUGAGGAAAGAGGAGGAACUGGCUCGCAUUAGGAAGGGACGCAUUGAAAUUGCUCUCACCACAUAUGAGACUCUGCGCCUUAGUCUGGAUCAGUUUAAUAACAUCGACUGGUCUGCUGUGGUUGUGGAUGAGGCCCACAAGAUAAAGAAUCCAAAGUCUCAAAUCACUCAGGCCAUGAAGGAGCUGAAAUGUAAGGUCAGAAUCGGUCUCACUGGCACCAUCUUACAGAACAACCUUGAGGAGCUGUGGUGUGUCAUGGACUGGGCCAUACCUGGUUGUCUUGGCAACUUAGGACAUUUCAAGAACAAGUUUUCAGAUCCGAUCGAGCAAGGCCAGAGGCACAGCGCAACCAAGCGUGCCCUCGCAACGGGGAGGAAGACUGUAAGAGCACUGGUGAGGAAGAUAUCUCAUUGGUUCCUCAGGAGGACAAAAUCUAUCAUCAAAGAACAGCUACCUAAGAAGAAUGACAGGGUGGUUUAUUGCUCUCUGACAGACUUUCAGCAAACCGUGUAUCAGACGGUGCUGGAUACUGAAGAUGUCACGCUACUGUUGAGGGCUUCAGAGAAAUGUGACUGUCAGAGUGGACGCACCCGCAGAAGAUGCUGCUAUGAGAAAAACUCUGAAGGUGUUCCAUUGAAGAAUCUCUACUUUAGUUACAUGGCCAUAUUGAGGAAGGUUGCAAACCAUGUCGCGCUGCUUCAGUCCACUGCAGGAACCAGUAAGAAACAGGAAAAAUAUUUGAGUGCAAUCUGUCAGAAGGUUUUCCAAAAGUUUCCCGACUUUGUGCAAAGAUGCAAGGAUGAAGCAUUUGAGGCGUUGUCGGACCCGAUGUACAGUGGAAAAAUGAAGGUUUUGCAGAAGCUGCUCAAAUAUCAUCAGCUCAGGAGAGAUAAAGUUCUUCUCUUCUCUCUCUCAACUAAGCUGUUGGAUAUCCUUGAAAGCUACUGCAUGGCAGAGGGGCUGGACUACAGCCGACUGGACGGAACCACCAAGCCUAAAGAGAGAGUUCAGAUUGUCAAGGAAUUCAACAGCUCGUCUAACAUCAACGUCUGCCUGGUCUCCACCAUGGCCGGUGGUCUUGGCCUUAAUUUUGUAGGGGCCAAUGUCGUAGUUUUAUUCGACCCAACCUGGAACCCAGCAAAUGACCUUCAGGCUAUUGACAGGGCGUAUCGUAUUGGCCAGUGGAGGGACGUGACUGUGUUCAGGUUGAUCUCAUUGGGCACGGUAGAGGAGGUUAUCUACCUCAGACAAGUUUACAAACAGCAAUUGCAGUCCUCAGUUGUUGGCAAGGAGAGCUCCAGGCGGUAUUUCGAGGCAGUGCAGGGGCAUGGCGUCCAUAGGGGGGAGCUGUUUGGGAUCAAAAACCUCUUCAGGCUUCAGACCCAAGGGACGUGUCUCACCCGCAAGAUACUGGAGCGAGAAGGACAAGUGGAGGCUGGAGUAAUGACCACCAGCACACACACAGGCGAAGAGAAGGAGGAGGGCAGGAAUGGAGUUGGCGAACCUGGAGAUCAUCUGCCUACGGAGGGCCCUUUACCGAAUGACAAACCAGUCAAGGAGAACACAGAUGCCUCAAACAUUCCCAGAGGGGUGCUGGACUUUAGCAGUGGGAGUGAAGAGGACGAGGAUGAGCACAGGUUUAAGAGGAAGGCCUCAAACCCAAGUGGAGUGGAUGGCAACAGAAGCGGAAAUGCUACCGCUGGCCCUGGUCAAAUGAAUCUCAGCCAGUACGGUUUCUCCAGACUCCUCGAAAGGGUCAAAGGACGACCAGAGUCAGGUGAAGGUAGUUCUGGUGCUGAAGAAAGCCUCUCUGACACAGAUGCUGGGGAUCAUGGGGAAUUAGGAAAGCAUGAGUGUACCUCCUCUGGCAAGAGCUCCACUACAGGGAGUGGUGCAGUCUGUCUCCCAAAAUUGGGAACAAAAACCUGGGACAUCUCCAGUGAUUCAGACAAAAACAGAAGUGAUGGUGCUGGGAGGAGAGAGGAGAGGGUUUCUCUCUUGAAAGAGAGUGAUGAUGCUGUAAAAAAGAAACAAGGGAUGAAAGGGUGGACAAAUAAGAAAGUUGCAGUAGAUUGGGAGAGUGAUAAAUCGUCCUCACCAGACAAAAAGGCCAACAAGCUUAAAACUACAGCUCCCACAGUGCACUGUAUUAAGGGUUACUCUGAUGAAUCUGAGGAUUUCGACCUAGAGGAAAGCACAGGGCCUAAGAAGGACGCUUCAAAUUCACACAGAGGUCAAGAAAGAGAGAAAAGAACUGACUGUAACAGAAAGAGGCAAAUGACUAGUGCAAGAAACAAGGCCAGAUCCAAAUACACAGAAUUCAUAGAGACCUACACAUCUUCAGAGGAUGAACACACUCCUGUUAAGAAAGGGAAGCCGACGGGAAGUCACUUCACCUCUCUGCAGGCGCAGCGACACAGAGUUGACGUGUCUAAAGACGGGCGAAGAGCAGGAACAACAAAGACGAGGAGAAGUCAGACAUCUAGAGAAUCCAAAGGAACCAUCGAUAGUGUGCUCGGAGGUGUACAGGAGGUGGUGUACACCCACUCCAACCAGCGUGUGGUGGGUGGGAGCAAAGCAGAGGAGCUGAUCAGCAGAGCCGCUGUCCGAGACGUGUUUGAACUCAAGAUGUACUCCCAGCUCCCGGCCAAUCAGCUUCUAGGCAGCCUGGAGGGCCUGUCAGAAAGCCCACCAGACAGUCUGCCCCAUCCUGCUGUUGUCAGGCCGGUGAAGCCCACCCCGGACCAUCCAGUCACCUUCACCAGCAAGAGUGUGCACCACACCGGACACACCACCUUCAUCAUCGGGGAGACUCCUCAGGCCAUACGCAGGCAGCACCUGCAGGAAAUGGCAGAAAAAUUCAAAUUUCCCUCUGUUCAUCACUUUGUUGAGGAGAUUCUGAGAAGAAACUCAGCCCAGAGAGUGUCCUGGCUACGACAGCAUUACACCUCACUGAACCAGCCUGACCUGGCCUGUACAGUCAGGAACAACUUCCCACAGCCGGAUUCAGCACAGACCUCCACUUACGCUGCUAUGUCCUCAACAUCCACCAAAACAGCUCAUACAAAAUCUCACACUGAGAGCAGCACCCCACAAGAGGAUGUUCCAAAAGCCACAAAAAAGCCUAAAAACACCAAGAAGAAUCUGGAACACAGAACUAAGCCCGUGCCACAAAAAGGGUCUAGAAUUCUACAAAAUCAUGCUCCAGAACCCCACACAAACUCUAAAAACCCACAGAAUGAUGUUCUUAAGCCCUGGAAAAAGCCAAAGAUCUCACAAAAGAAUGUUCUAGAACCUCUAAGUAACGUUCCAAGCCCUGAGUCAGAGGAGCAGGAGGAGACGGCCUGCAGUGCCAGAGGACACGGGAGGACAAAGAGGGGUAGUGUUUCCAGUUCUGGAGCUCACAGAGCUGGUGGUGGUCUUGGCGUGGAUCGGGCCGGCAGCAGUGGUCUGGGGUCUGGGAAGCCUGCUGCUUUCCUGAACCACACAGACAGAGAUACCCCUUCUUCUCCGGACCUCAGCCAUGGCAGGUCCGCCAUGUUAUCCAAACCCACAGCACAGGGAAGGGAGCGGGAGAAGGAGUCGUCCUCCAGGAUGAGAGGAACUUUUCAAGGACAGAGUGAAAACUCUCAGACCUCUUCCCCUCCUCCUGAACAGGCCCCUUCUACCUCAAGCAAUCGCUCCUUCCUCACAGAUCUGAUAGGAGACACCUCAAUCCUGGAUGAUUUGUUUAAACCCAAAGCCAGGGGUGCACAACAGAGGAGCACCCCCAAAACACCCCCGACUCUCUUGGGGUCAGUAAACACGUGUCUCACCACACCUUCUCCAUCCAGAAUCACUCUCAACACAGAUUCUGGUUCAGCAGACUCUCUGUCCUCUCUGAAUUCUCGUAAACCGACUACACACCGGCUCAAGACACCAGUGCAGCCAGUAAAGAGCAGCCGCAAAGACUUCUGGGACAUUGUGAACGAGGGUAACGAGGAGAGCAUCAACAGGUUAACAGAUCCGGCAGAGGUGCAGAGAGUCUGUGUCAACACUAACUUUUCUGCUAGAAGUAGAAACAGGUCUAAAGAAGAGCAGGAGAGGAAGAGUCUCUGGAAGACGAAUGAGAAGUUUCUGUGGAAGAAAUAAGACAGAAAAGACAUUUUAGUUUGAGCUCUCCACUUAUUUUAUUAUUUUAAACUUAAAUUUCUUUUAUACAUUUUUUAAAAUGUCUCUUUUAUUUACUCAAUUGAAAAUAUCAAGUUUUCACUACAUUUCUUUUGAGUUACUGAGAUAAUGUUUAUUGGAAUACACAGGGCGUUAAUCCCUUUAUGAAUUUAAACUUCUGUGUAUAAUGAAAAUAUGAACUUCACCAAGGACAUUAUGUUUUCACCUCUGUUCAUUUUGUUGUUGUUGGUUUCUACAUUUGUUUGUAAACCAGAUUAACCACCAAACAUGGUGGAAAGAAUGUGGAAUGGGUUGGGGAAGAACUCAUUAAAUUUUGGUCUGGAUUCAAGAUUUCAAAUUCACUUUGUUUAACAUUGUGAGAUUGGAAAAUUGUCCAAGAUUUUUACCUAUUUCCCAGGGAAUAAUUCCUGGAUCUUGAUGGGAAUAAUCAUGUUUAGAGAACUGAUGAGUGUGUGGAAUCUGGUGCAGCUUGAUUGAAUUAAACACACAAACCAGGUGGAUGCCUAA